Molecule: messenger RNA, 2307 nt
Organism: Lathyrus sativus (Indian pea)
Lineage: Eukaryota; Viridiplantae; Streptophyta; Magnoliopsida; Fabales; Fabaceae
Source: the annotation of a GenBank genome assembly
AUGAAUCUCCAUUCCAUAGUUUCUUUACCUUCUCUACUUCCUGUCUCUGCAACUCCUAACCUUCCCCCACUAUUCAGAAAAUAUCCAACAACUUCUUUUCCACCACAUAAGGGUCAAAGCAUUUCAUUAAAGAAGAGUCACAUAUCAACACUUUUGGAUCCAAACAAGCACCAUAAUUUUCAAGAAGCACUUUCAUUUUUAAAAGAGGGUAAAGAAGAAGUAGAUGGAUCUUUCUACAUUCCCUUAUUACAACAAUGCUUAGAAAAUGGCUCUUUUUCAUCCACACAAAUUAUUCACUGCCACAUAGUGAAAACAGGUAACCAUGAAGACUCUUUUUUGGCAACAUUUUUGGUCGGUGUUUAUGCCAAAUGCGAUAAAAUGGAGUGUGCUCAAAGAACAUUUGAUCACAUAAACCGAAAAAAUGUUGUUUCUUGGACCCAUUUAAUGAAAGGUUAUGUGCAAAACUCGAUGCCAAAACAUGCUAUACAUUUCUUUCGAGAGAUGUUGUUACAUUCAGAGUGUAACCCUUCAACUCACACUCUUGCUAUAGCCCUUAAUGCUUGUACAUCUUUGCAAUCUUUGAAGUUAGGAGAACAAUUACAUGCUUACUUAAUCAAACGCGAUUUUGAUUCUGACACAAGUAUCGGCAGCGCACUUUGUAGUUUAUACUCUAAAUGUGGUGGUAGGUUGAGAUUCGGUCUAAAAGCAUUUAGAAGAAUCAGAGAAAAGGAUGUUAUUUCUUGGACUGCGGCGAUUUCUUCUUGCGGCAAGAAUGGUAAAACUAAGAAGGGUUUGAGAGUUUUUGUUGAGAUGCUUUUAGAUGAAGUGCUGGUUCAGCCUAAUGAGUAUACAUUAACUAGUGUAUUGAGUCAGUGUUGUGAGGUUAUGUGCUUAGAGUUUGGGAUUCAGGUUCAUUCUUUGUGCACUAAAUUAGGGUACGAAUCAAACCUACGCGUUCGGAAUUCUUUAUUGUAUUUGUACAUUAAAUGCGGUUGUAUUGAUGAAGCUCAAAGAUUGUUUAAAGGAAUGGAUGAUGUCAGUUUGGUUACUUGGAAUGCUAUGAUUGCUGGACAUGCACAGAUGAUGCAACUUUCAAAGGAUAAUUUUUCUGCGUACAGAAGUGGAAGUGAAGCACUCAAAUUUUUCUCCGAGUUGAAUCGAUCUGGAAUGAAACCCGAUUCUUUUACCUACUCAAGUGUGUUGAGUGUUUGCAGUAGAAUGAUGGCUUUAGAACAAGGCGAACAGAUUCAUGCUCGGACGAUCAAAACCGGCAAUUUAUCCGAGGUUUUUGUAGGUUGUUCUACGAUUAAUAUGUAUAACAAAUGUGGAAGCAUUGAGAAAGCAAGCAAAGUUUUUCUAGAGAUGUCUAUCAGAACAAUGAUUUUAUGGACUUCCAUGAUUACUGGUUUUGCACAGCAUGGUUGGUCAAAACAAGCAUUGAAUCUUUUCGAGGAUAUGAAACUUGUAGGAGUUAGACCUAACCAGAUCACUUUUGUUGGCAUUUUAUCGGCUUGUGGAAGUGCAGGCAUGGCCAACGAAGCAUUCAAUUACUUUGAGAUUAUGCAAAAGGAAUAUAAAAUUAAACCUGUGAUGGACCAUUAUGCCUGUUUGGUUGAUAUGUUAGUGAGGCUCGGUCAGCUUGAGGAAGCUUUCGAUUUUAUAAAGAAAAUGGAUUAUGAGGCUAGUGAGUUUAUUUGGUCAAAUUUGAUUGCUGGUUGUCUAAGCCAAGGGAAUCUAGAAUUGGGAUGUGAUGCGGCAGAAAAGCUAUUAAGUCUCAAACCGAAAGAUACCGAGACAUAUGCAUUGCUAUUGAGUACGUACGUCUCAGCCGGGCGGUUCGAGGAAGUUUCUUUGGUGAAGAAUAUAAUGAUAGAAGAGAAAAUCGAAAAGUUAAAAGAUUGGAGCUGGAUUAGCAUCAAAGACAGAGUGUAUUCAUUUGAAACAAUUGACAAAGCACACCUAGAAACUUUACUAGUAAGUAAAUCAUUGGAGGAUUUACUUGUGAAAGCGAAGAAUCUUGGAUAUGAGAUGUUAGAAAGUGUGGAAAUAAGUGACAAAGAACAUGAAGAAUCUUCCUCUACCAUUUAUCAUAGUGAGAAGCUAGCUAUUACAUUUGGGUUGGAGAAUUUGCCGAAUUCAUCGCCAAUAAGAAUUGUGAAGAAUACCUUAAUGUGCAGGGAUUGCCAUAAUUUUGUGAAGUAUAUCUCAACACUGACUAGUAGGGAAAUCAUUGUUAAAGACAGUAAGAAGCUACAUAAAUUUGUCGAUGGACAGUGCUCAUGUGGGAAUAUUGGUGGUUUUCUCUGA